AGAAACUCGCGGCUCAGCAGGUUUAUGUCACAAGCCGAUACAGGAAGUCCCCCAGCAGCUACUAGCCAGCUAAACCACAGCCAUGAUGGAACACUUUAUCGAGUAGAAAGUGUCCUCGUGCCAUAAAGAAGUGAAUUCAUGUUGUCUGGAUAGUUAAAAACGAGUGGUAACAACAAGAUGGAAGGAACUGUCGGAGUCGUAUUUUUGUCGCUCCUUUGUUUAGCGUCGGAGAUAAAUGGCCAAGAAGCGAUCUUGCAUAUUUCAAAUGGAGAUACUGAGAGGGAGUUCUGCAUUGUUCACAAUCACUCUUGGACCCCACUGGCACAGUCACUGGAUUCUGCAACGGAGUACCAGUUGGUGAAUAUGACCUCCUCUCUGCUGUGUGACAGCUCAGAGAUCCUUCCAUCUUCAGUAAAGGGCAAAGCUCUGGUGGUGAUGAGGGGCAACUGUGAUUUCAGCCAGAAGGCUCUUAUCGCUCAGAGAUUUGGAGCGACGACUUUGCUCAUUGCCAGCAAUGAAACGCUGAUAACCCCAUCAGCCAACGAGUCGGAGUACGCAAAGGUCAAUAUUUCUCUCGCUCUCAUGAGGCACAGGGAUUUCCUGGAAGCUUGGAAGGUGUUCGGGACUCAGAUGCAGGUGAAGCUGUAUGCUCCACCUUACACAAAGAUCGAUCCAAGCAUUGCAGUCAUCCUGCUGAUUUCCAUCGGCACAGUUAUUUUGGGCGGCUACUGGAGCGGGGAGUGUGAGAGGGAACGGUUGAAUAGCGGUGCGACUGGAGGAGGAAGAGGAGGCGGAGAAAGCAAAGCAGACAGUGGAGAGCUUUCACUGUACUCUCCUCUCAAAGUGGUUAUCUUUGUUGCCUUGAUGUGCGGGAUGCUCGUCCUCAUGUACUUCUUCUACAAAGUUCUUGUUUACAUCAUUAUUGCUAUCUUCUGCCUGGCAUCUGCCUCUGCGCUCUAUAGCUGUUUUGAUGCAGUGAUGGACAAAAUCGGUUGCGGCACUUUAAGUUUCUCUGUCCGGAAUUGGAACUUUUCAGUGAGGUCUCUCUUGUUGGCUGCUGUGUGCAUUAGCAUUGCGGUGGUCUGGGGAGUGUACAGAAAUGAAGACAGAUGGAUCUGGAUUCUGCAGGACCUCCUUGGUAUUGCUUUCUGCCUCAACUUCAUGAAGACAAUUUCACUGUCCAAUUUCAAGAUCUGUGUGAUUCUGCUGAGCCUCCUGCUUGUAUAUGAUGUCUUCUUUGUUUUCAUCACUCCUUUCUUCACUAAGAAUGGAGUUAGCAUCAUGGUGCAGGUUGCCCUGGGCCCAGAUGCAUCUGGAGAGAAGACACAAGGUAACAUGGUGGCGAUCCCCGCUGAACCCCAGCCUCCCUCUGAGAAACUUCCUGUGGUGAUGCGUGUCCCGCGGCUCUUAGCUUGGGCUCAGAACCUGUGUAUGAUGCAGUUCUCCAUCCUGGGCUACGGUGACAUCAUUGUCCCAGGUCUUUUGGUUGCCUACUGCAGCAGGUUUGAUGUUUGGAUCAAGAGCAAGAGGAAAGUCUACUUCAUCAGUUGCUGCAUAGCCUAUUUCCUGGGAAUGAUACUGACAUUCAUCGUGAUGUUGCUGUCAGGAAUGGGACAGCCUGCUCUGCUCUACUUAGUGCCCUUCACUGUGAUAACUUCUGCUGUGGUGGCAGGCUGCAGGGGGGAGAUGAAGCAGUUCUGGGCUGGAACCACAUACCAGGUCUUGGACUCAUCCAGGGAACCUUUGCUGCCAGAAAGAAGAACUGACCGAUCCGUAGAUGGCGAAAGAUGCUGACUUACAGUGUUGAAUAUGGACACUCUUCUUUUUCUUUUUUAAAAUCUCAAUUUAAUAUUACAUUUGCAAAGCAAGGGAACACAUGUUAUUGAUCAAAUGAUCCUUCAAGCAGUACAUUUUGAUUGAUGUGAAAGGUAAAUGAAUGCUGUGUAGAUGCAACUGAGAUAUUAAAGUGAUUAAAAACACAUGCUUAGGGCCUGAAAGUUCUGUCAGGUUCACUUUGAGAAAAACAUAAUGACAACUUUGCCUUGGUGAUGAUUGAGAACAAGAACGCACUUUAUAAUAUUCAGCUUGGCAGUUGUUACAUCAUUGGGAAUGGGUUUGGGGUUUAAAUUACUUGUAGCUAUUUUGAUAACUAGGGUUUGUGUGUAACCUGUUUGUAAGAUGUGAUUUCUUUCGUUGCCUUAUAUUAAAUAAAAAAACAACAAUUUCAUGUU
Molecule: messenger RNA, 2231 nt
Organism: Oreochromis aureus
Lineage: Eukaryota; Metazoa; Chordata; Actinopteri; Cichliformes; Cichlidae
Gene: sppl2a
Exons: 17
Coding region: 178-1794 (538 amino acids)
Biological process (GO): membrane protein proteolysis
Cellular component (GO): lysosomal membrane; cytoplasmic side of endoplasmic reticulum membrane; lumenal side of endoplasmic reticulum membrane
Molecular function (GO): aspartic endopeptidase activity, intramembrane cleaving
Source: RefSeq, a predicted model, not a curated record